UACAUACAUCAAAUACAUAUUUUAUGAUUUAUUUCUCUUUCUUCUCUCUCACAACUGCCUUCUUCGACUUUCCUCUCAAAAAACCAGAAAGUUCUUCCUUUUCUAGAGAUCUGCUUCAUUCUUCGACCAGAGACAACUCCAUCGCACCACCACUCAAAGUCUCGUCGACAAGAGGACCACCGCACCCUUGCACCACCGCACUCUAACUCUCGUUGGCAACAACCAAAAACCCCCAUUUCUCUCGCCGAUUUGGUUCUUCGAACUCUCAGAUUGAGAAGGUGAAAAUAUUGUAUAAAGAGAAUGAGAAGGCGAAGUACACCAUGGAACAUUAUUGGUGUCUAUUAAGACACCAACCAAAAUGGCAGCAACAUAUGUCGACGAUGAACAUGAGGAGGAAACCACCUAUGAGACGUCCAACAAGUAAUGACUCAACUCCGCUAGCAAAUGAUACUCCCGAUGACAACAUCGAGAUCAUUGAUGAGAGACAGUUAAGCAAGAAGAGUGAGAAAGAGAGGGAGAGAAAGAGGAAGUCUAGAGAAGGUGAAGAUGCUGAGUUUAAUGAAGUUUUAAGUCGCAUGACCGAUGAUAGAACCGUGUGCAUGAUGGAGAGGAGAGAAGCGAUCAUGAAGGCCGAGAGUGCUCGGAUGUCCUUAAUUGCACUUAAGAAAAAGAUGAUUGAUAUAAAGAUAAUGGAAUUAGAUCUUUCUGGCAUAGAUGAAAUGCAUCAAGACUAUUUUCGAACUCUUCGGAAGGAAGUUUACAAGGAAAUGAAGAAUAGAUGUAGAUGUCUACAUCCCAUCCACACGUUUUGGAGGAAAGUAACUCAUGUAGUUUCACAUUACUCUUUCUAUUUUGUUGUAAAUGCACAGUAAUGUAGUAAACUCUUUUGUAUUGAUUUUAGUAGCUGCCUAGUCACAUAUACUGAAAAUACAUGUGACUGGGCAGCCACAAUGUAACUGGGCAGCAGUUAUGUAGUAGACUCUUUUAUGCUAAUUUUGUGAAUGUAUUUUGUGAAAAUGCAAAGUCCUUUAGUGUAUUUUGUGGAUGUAAGAUGUGGAUAUAUUUUGUGGAAAUACAACGAUGUAUUUUUGUGGAAA
Molecule: messenger RNA, 1097 nt
Organism: Carya illinoinensis
Lineage: Eukaryota; Viridiplantae; Streptophyta; Magnoliopsida; Fagales; Juglandaceae
Exons: 2
Coding region: 321-872 (183 amino acids)
Source: RefSeq, a predicted model, not a curated record